This is a messenger RNA of Annulohypoxylon truncatum, 2005 nucleotides long. RefSeq names its product CTP synthase. Lineage: Eukaryota; Fungi; Ascomycota; Sordariomycetes; Xylariales; Hypoxylaceae. The record is from RefSeq and is a predicted model, not a curated record. Gene Ontology annotation, biological process: CTP biosynthetic process; pyrimidine nucleobase biosynthetic process. Gene Ontology annotation, molecular function: identical protein binding; CTP synthase activity. Gene Ontology annotation, cellular component: cytoplasm; cytoophidium. The transcript has 12 exons. Bases 226 to 1977 code for a protein of 583 amino acids.
AAACAAACUUUUUUAUUUUAUUCUAUUUUCUAUAUAUAAUCUCACCUAUCACACAUUGCCCGUACUAAGAGAUUUUCAAAUUUCCAAGUUUCCUCCCCAGCAUCUCAUCACCUUCUUCCCAUACCUAGCCCCUCUUAGUCGUUGUAUUCCUACAGAUCCCAGGCUGCCCGUAUUCUGUACGGGUGCCGUACGCAUAAACCCCAGCUCUUGUCACCAGCUGCCAGGAUGAAGUACGUCUUGGUCAGUGGCGGUGUCAUCAGUGGCAUUGGAAAAGGCAUAAUAGCAUCUUCCUCUGGGCUUUUACUUAAGACGACUGGACUCAAAGUCACGGCUAUUAAGAUUGACCCAUACCUAAACGUGGAUGCCGGCACGCUAGGUCCGCUCGAGCAUGGCGAAUGCUUCGUCCUCAAGGAUGGAGGUGAAUCCGAUCUUGAUCUCGGAAACUACGAACGUUAUCUCAACCUGAAUCUCACGAACGAGAAUAACAUCACAACCGGCAAGAUCUACAAAGCCGUGAUCGAACGGGAACGGAAGGGCGAUUACAUUGGUCGUACCGUCCAGGUCGUGCCGCAUAUUACGGACGCCAUCCAGGAGUGGAUCCAGCGUGUAGCGAAGAUACCCGUCGACGAUAGUGGCGAAGAGCCUGAUGUCUGUAUUAUUGAACUAGGUGGUACGGUUGGCGACAUCGAGAGCAUGCCCUUCGUUGAGGCAUUGACCCAAUUCAGAUACAAGGUUGGCAAAGGAAACCUUGUCAACAUCCACGUGUCUUAUGUGCCCAUCAUUCAUGGAGAGGAGAAGACAAAACCUACGCAGCACGCUAUCAAACAGAUGCGAAGUGCAGGGUUGAUACCAGACUUAAUUGCCUGUCGUUGUGAGCGUGCUCUUGAUGAGGUUACGACCCAGAAGAUAGCCCGGAGCUGUCAGGUUGAGUUCAAACAGGUUCUUACGGUUCGCGAUAUAGAAACGAUUUAUAGGGUUCCGCUUCUACUCGAGGACCAGGGACUACUUGAACGUCUACGCGAGGCCUUGAUGCUAGACGAAUUAUCCCUCCCGCCGACUAUGGUCAACAAAGGUGCACGCUUAUGGCAACUAUGGAAGAAGACCGUUGUUUCGAAGCCAUAUCUUGAGCCGGUAAACAUUGCUUUGGUUGGAAAAUACAUAGCACUCCCUGAUAGCUAUCUCUCCGUAAUCAAGGCCCUCGAACAUUCGGCGAUGCGAUGCAACCGGAAACUGAACCUAGCUUGGAUCGACGCGGAACAUUUAGAAGAUGCCACUUUACAGAUCGAUCCCACAACAUACCAUAAGGCUUGGUCUCAACUAACCAUUGCCUCCGGAUGCAUCUGCCCGGGUGGGUUUGGUGGCAGAGGCGUUCCGGGCAUGGUCAAGGCUGCGAAGUGGGCUCGGGAGUGCAAAAUUCCUUACCUGGGCAUAUGCCUUGGAAUGCAAGUCGCUGUUAUCGAAGCCGCGCAAAAUCUCUGUGGCUACAAGAACGCUACCUCGGAAGAGUUUGAUGCUCAGGCUGAGCAUCGCGUGAUCAUAUUCAUGCCAGAAGGGUCAAAAGAGAUAAUGGGCGGCACAAUGCGCCUGGGCACGAAGACUACUUAUUUCCAACCGGGGAGUGAGUGGAGUAAGCUCCGAGCGUUAUACGGAGACGUCGACGAAAUGGAGGAGCGGCACCGGCACCGCUACGAAGUUAACCCAGACUAUGUGGAAGAGCUUGAGAAGGCCGGCCUAAAUUUUAUAGGAAAGGAUGAAACAGGCAAGCGCAUGGAGGUGGUUGAGUUGAAGGACCAUCCUUUUUUUGUCGGGGUUCAGGCGCACCCCGAGUUUACUUCACGUGUUCUCGCUCCGUCGCCUACAUAUCUCGGUUUCGUAGCCGCCACUACAGGCUGCCUCGAUGAGGUCAUACAAGACAUACGACAACAGAAGCACACUGGCAAGCUUGUCAACGGCGUAGACGAAAGCGUCCAUUUCUGAUGAUGGGGUAAAUUUUAUAAAAGGGAAA